AUGGUCUCGAAGAUUGCAGUUGUGGGCUCAGUGAACGGCCAAGUUUCUACAGUCUUUGAGAAACUAUCAGCAUUGCACGCUAAAAAUGCCUUUGCCUUUGCCAUAAUCAGCGGCGACUUAUUCGCGGACCCGAUCAAUGCCAGUCCUGAGGAGGAAAGCCAGUUGAAAGAUCUGCUCGAUGGGAAAAUCCAAAUAGCCUUGCCGGUCUAUUUUGCUCUUGGCAAACGCGAACUACCCAUCGAAGUACAGGAGAAACUGAGCGCCAACGCAGGCGAGCUAUGUUCGAAUCUCUACUUCCUCGGCAGGCGGACUACCGUCAAGACAUCUGAAGGCGUCAAGAUUGUCGCCCUUGGUGGGGCCCAUAUGGAUGCUGUUUCAGACAAAGCCUUGAUCACUGAAUACAGUCCAAGUCACACACCAGAAGACGUCAAGGUUCUGAGAGGUGCUAACACUGCCGAUAUCCUGGUGACCAGCGAGUGGCCUGCUGAGAUCCGCACUGGUUCAAAUGCAACUUAUACUGGAGACGAGCCCAUUUCGCAGCAAGGCGUUGCAGACCUUUGUACUGUUCUAAAACCCCGUUACCACUUCUCCUACUCAGAUGGUUUCCUGGAACGCGAACCUUUCUUCCAUGCUCAGGGUGAAGAUGACAGCGGUUAUCAAGUGACUCGUUUUAUCAGUUUGGCGCCGUUCGGAAACGCUGCUAAGCAGAAGUGGAUAUAUGCCUUCACGCUGGACACCUCGGUAGCGCCUACUGCAACUGUACCAUCGGGAGUUACAGCAUCCCCAUUGCAGUUCGCUGCAAAAAAGCGCAAAGCUGUUGAGUCCCAAGCUCAGUCAUUCUCCCGCUUCUCUGGCAGUGGUGAUGGUGGUGGUAGGCAAAGAGGUCGCAACAAGCGCCCUCGACCGAACCCAAACCCAUCAGAAUGCUUCUUCUGCUUGUCUAACCCCAACAUUGCAUCACAUCUUAUCUCUUCAAUUGGAGACAGCGCCUACCUGACGACAGCAAAGGGACCGCUCCCAACUCCCAAGACUUUCCCAUCCCUAGGAUUCCCGGGACAUAUGCUGAUCAUUCCUCUUGAGCACUCACCUACGCUUGCCUCAAUACAGAAUCAGGAAUCCAGGAAGACCACUAUCGCAGAGAUGCAUCGCUAUCGACUUGCAUUGCAGAGCAUGCUGACCAAAAGAUCAGAGGAUGCUGCUGAAGCACACAAGCUUGGUGCGGUCACUUGGGAGAUCAGCCGUAUAGGUGGUAUACACAUCCAUUGGCAAUUUAUGCCGGUGCCUCGGGACCUCAUCCGCAAAGGAUUGGUGGAAGCAGGUUUCAAAGUCGAAGCCGAAAAUCAAAGCUACCCAGCAUUCGAGUCAUCGAGUGUUUCGACUGACGUAGCAUCAGAGGGUGACUGUUUCAAGGCUACCAUCUGGGAUGGAGCAGAAGAGAAGACCAUGGUCCUUCCGCUAGACUCAUCAUUCAGAUUCGACCUACAGUUCGGACGAAGAGUCCUGGCUAAAUUGCUAGGUCUUGAGGGUCGAUCGCACUGGCAGGACUGCGACCAGAGCGAAGCAGAGGAAAUGACAGACGUCGAGAGUUUCAAGGCGGCAUUCGCUCCAUUUGACUUCUCGCUCGAAUAA
Molecule: messenger RNA, 1629 nt
Organism: Aureobasidium subglaciale EXF-2481
Lineage: Eukaryota; Fungi; Ascomycota; Dothideomycetes; Dothideales; Saccotheciaceae
Exons: 2
Coding region: 1-1629 (542 amino acids)
Biological process (GO): mRNA splicing, via spliceosome
Cellular component (GO): post-mRNA release spliceosomal complex
Molecular function (GO): RNA lariat debranching enzyme activator activity
Source: RefSeq, a predicted model, not a curated record